Molecule: messenger RNA, 2174 nt
Organism: Musa acuminata AAA Group (dessert banana)
Lineage: Eukaryota; Viridiplantae; Streptophyta; Magnoliopsida; Zingiberales; Musaceae
Product: transcription factor ICE1-like
Exons: 4
Coding region: 365-1990 (541 amino acids)
Biological process (GO): regulation of DNA-templated transcription
Cellular component (GO): nucleus
Molecular function (GO): DNA-binding transcription factor activity; protein dimerization activity; sequence-specific DNA binding
Source: RefSeq, a predicted model, not a curated record
CAAAGGACUGUGUGAAACUCGAUAGUACACUGCCAAAAUUCACAUCAUUUAACUAGCCAUGAAGCUGUUUGAAGAAAUUGAAGGAGAGAGGAAGGAUGAAUAGCCUUUACAUUAUUUCCUUCACGGUCAUUUUGGGAGUUCUGUCAGCUAACAUGACCAGCAACAGAAGCAAAGGAGAACAGCAGCAGUACGUCGCAACACGUUCCCUUGGAACGACGAAACGUUUCAAACCCAUCGCCCUCCAGGUGGAGUGCGAGCUCUGAGGCUGAGAAGUGUUGGAAAGCAUCAAAACCGGACCUGGUAGUUGUACAUGCAUUGUCUUCUUCCCUUCCGCCCGGAAAACAGGUAAGUGAGAAGAGCAGCGAUGUUUUCGAGAAUUGAUGGCGGCUUCUGGAUGGAUGACGGUGGAGACGACGACGGCCCUGUCGCUUGGACAAGAGGAAACGCCUCCAGCUCUAGCGGAGGGGGAAUGGGGGAGCCCAAGGAGGACGAGCUCGGCCUUUCCGGCUUUAAGUCCAUGCUCGUGGACGACUGGUACGUCGGCGCCGCCGCCCACCACCCCUUCGAGGCCUUCCAGACUCAGCAGGACCUCAAAGACGUCGCCUUUCUCCCGAAUCCCUCGCCCCAUGAGGCCCUGUUGCUGCCACCCGUCGAUAGCCUCGACCAAAGCCAACCCUUUUUCUCGUCGAGACCUGCCCUUUCGUCUGUCUUCAAUGCCUCGAACCAUUUCGGCGUUGGGGUUGAUCUCAGGAGCGACGCGCCGGGGUUUCUUCCGGCAGUCCCGGUUUUAAAUUCCCCUGACUUGAUGAACGGAGGAGGUGGCGCCAUCGAUGGAGUGUUUGGCUUCGUCGGAAUUGGAACCAGUGGACAACUCGGUUGUCCAGAGCUGAACCCCGCAAGCCAAUUCUCCGGCGCCCUUCUGCUACCUCCUGCCGAGAACUGCUCCGUUUCCAGCUCUGGCACCGCCUUCUGCCCUGUGGGCUUCGACAGCUUGGAGAAUUCACCGUUUCUCAACCGGUCCAAGGUGUUGAGGCCUUUGGAGAUGUUCCCUACAGCGGGCUCGCAGCCCACCCUGUUCCAGAAGCGGGCGGCCGCCGCUCUACUGCAGAACUCGGUGGCUACUGCAGAAAAAGUCGGCAUCUUGGGUCCUUGGGCGUCGAAAGGCAGCUGCCAAGGGAGCAGCAGUGUGGCUGCAUUGGAGGAAGAGAAAGAGAGGAAGAGGAAAGGGAACGAGGUCGAUGAGUUGGACGAGGGUAGCAUUGACGGGUCCGGCUUACAUUAUGAUUCUGAUGACUUUGCCGGAGAGUGUGCCAAAGUUGAGGAGAAUGCAGGGAAUGUAUUAGGUGGAGGAGGGAACAGUUCGAGUGCUGAUGUCAUGGUGGCCGACAGGGGGAAGAGGAAGGGUCUCCCGGCGAAGAAUCUGAUGGCGGAGAGGAGGAGGAGAAAGAAACUCAACGACAGGCUUUACAUGCUUAGAUCUGUUGUCCCCAAGAUAAGCAAGAUGGAUAGAGCUUCCAUUCUUGGCGAUGCGAUUGAGUACUUGAAGGAACUUCUCCAAAGGAUCAACGACCUUCAAAAUGAGCUUGAAUCAACACCUUCAAGUUCUUCACUGCCUACAACAAAUGCAACGAGCUUGCACCCCUUGACUCCCACACUACCAACUUUGCCAUGCCGUUUGAAGGACGAACUCAAGCACUGCUCGAGUUCUUUACCAAGUCCAAAUAGUCAGCCAGCAAGGGUCGAAGUUAAGGCGAGGGAAGGCCGAGCCGUCGACAUACACAUGUUCUGUGCCCGUAGGCCUGGUCUGCUGCUUUCAGCUUUGCGAUCACUUGACAGCCUUGGGCUUGACAUUCAGCAGGCGGUCAUCAGCUGUUUCAAUGGAUUCGCGCUAGACAUUUUCCAAGCUGAGCAAUGCAAAGACCCGGGUGUUCUGCCUGAAGAAAUCAAGGCUGUGCUCUUGCACUCUGCAGGUUUGCUCAACACAAUGUAGUCAGCAAUCAAGGUAGCAAUUGCUUUGGUUCUCUGAGAUGGAUCUUGUAUGCUCUCAUCCCCAAGUGUUAUCGGCAGCUCUUAGCAUUAGUUAUCCAGGGAUGCUGCUGCUUGACCCUUAUUCCUCUCUUUAAUUCACUGAACUAAACUUUCUGUUCAAGAAUAAUGUAUGAAUCUUUUCUCAA